Messenger RNA from Puntigrus tetrazona (Sumatra barb), 1797 nucleotides. RefSeq names its product waprin-Phi1-like. Bases 1201 to 1797 code for a protein of 198 amino acids. Gene Ontology annotation, cellular component: extracellular region. NCBI's taxonomy places the organism in Eukaryota, Metazoa, Chordata, Actinopteri, Cypriniformes, Cyprinidae. Gene Ontology annotation, molecular function: peptidase inhibitor activity. Gene Ontology annotation, biological process: antibacterial humoral response; innate immune response. The transcript has 9 exons. The record is from RefSeq and is a predicted model, not a curated record.
GCACAGAAUAACGUCUAUAAAAAACAUGAUUAAAAUUUAAUUGAAAAUUGCUAUUUGUUGGUAAACACAUACUAAGGCCAGUUAUCCAGUUACGAAAUUUGACUUUAUUGCAUGUUUGAUUUUUAAUGCUGCAUACUUUUACAGUUUGCAUGCUUUCUUGUAGGAGUAUACUUUCUUAUAUAUUGUGUAUGUUUACAGUAUUGUAUAUUAAUGUCACCAAACACACAUUCACGCCUGUUUGGUGUUGAUGCGGAUGAAGUUUCAGUAUCAGUGAUGGUGGGAGAUUCUGUAAAUCUACUCACUGAUUUUAGUGAAGUACAGAGGGACAGUAGGAUAAUGGGUAGGAAUAAAUAGGAAAUCAAGUUCUUUGGGUAUUUGGAAGGCUUGUGGCUAAGUAUAAAGAAGUGUACAGUAAUAUUUGGUAAAAUACACUUGGAACAGUUUCCAUUUUUAAAUAGUAAAACAUUUUAAAUAUAUCAAUAGUUCUAUGCUCUACAUACAAAUAUACUAUUAGCAAUACUACAUACUUACAUAAAACGUUAUGAACAGCAUUUUAAACACAGUAAAAAAAAAAAAAAAGUAGAAGAACAGGAAAAAUUUACAAAUUAUGUUUUAUAUGCUGGAAGAUGAUUAAUGGGGAAAGUUUUAACCGACAAUUUAAUUUCAACACCUUUCACUUCCUCAUCCUCCCGUUUAAAACGCUGAAUGAAAGCACACACACACAAAUCGUAAUUAACCGUUUUACAGACGAGGCUUAAGCAUAGUCCUAGACUAAAAUGUAAAUCUGAGCUGUUUCAACGGUUUCAAACUUGCACUGACUGAUCUAAAAUAUGACGGUGUCUUUGUUUUGUCUUGAUGCAUACCAGUGAUGCUAUUUUUUAAGGUAUGUUCAUAAGAAAUUCUUUAAACGUCCUAAUUGAACUACGGUAUAAUACUGGUUUAGGCUAUGCCCUGUCUAAUGAAACCGGGCCGAUACGGGAGGUUGGUCAAGUCAUUAUUUUGCAAUCACGGUAAUUGUGAUAUGGCUGGAAAGCACCUAAACACACCUAAACAAGUUAAUCGGGGACUUAAAUAUGAGGUCACUGGCCUACGGGCAAUUGUGUUUCAGCGUUGGAGUUGCGUCAGACCUCCUUGGAUCUUUAAAAACGCGAUUUCGCGAAGCAUUUCAAAACCCUCCUGACCUACAAGCAGGUUGAGAGGAUGGCAGCACGGGUGUCCUGCUCGCUGAUUGCUCUCGUGUUGUGUCUCGCCAAGGGACCUGUCACGGGAGACACUGAUUUGGAUAAAGAGUCGUUACUAGCAAAGCCGGGGAUAUGCCCAGAAAGCGAUCUUGCAGAGGCAAGGUUAGGAGUGUGUGCCGAGAUGUGUUCCCGUGACAGUGACUGUCUGAAAGAUCAAAAAUGCUGCAGCAAUGGUUGUGGACAUCAGUGUGUGCCUCCAUAUAAAGAAAAGCCAGGAGUGUGUCCAAGCAACGGCCUCAUACGCUGUAUUUGGAGCCAGAAUCUCUGUUCCCAGGACGGUAACUGUCCAGAUGAUAAAAAGUGCUGGUGUUUGGCCGCCGCGCGCACGCUGUUCUUCAAUGCGGCGUGGAUUUGUGCUCCUGAGGAGAACAGUACUGAAACAGGAGAUAACGGAGGUGGAGGCGGAGAGAGAAAGAUGGAGGGACUGAACCCCCGUCCCCCGUCCCCCCCCUCUGCAUGUGACACAGGUGGUGUGCCUGUCCAUAUGUCUCAGUGCAUCGAGCAGGCUGUCAUUUGCAGCUUUACUGAGCUCAGUGGCUGGUCAGAGCAGAUAUAA